Paramuricea clavata is the source of this 6146-nucleotide messenger RNA. The record is from the annotation of a GenBank genome assembly. Lineage: Eukaryota; Metazoa; Cnidaria; Anthozoa; Malacalcyonacea; Plexauridae.
AUGUAUUUUGUCGAAGUAAUGUUAGGGAGUCUGGUGUUCGGGUCAUUUUCAGACAAAUAUGGAAGAAGACCUGUGUUCCUGUUUACAAUGUUUUCUUCAUUUGUUCUUGGCUUGUUUUUGUUCUUUAUAAAGAACUAUAUCGCAUUUGUUGUCCUUCGGUUCUUCCUCGGAUUCGUACUUCAGGUUAGUUGAAAUUCUUAGCCGAUACUGACAACUGACAAGAUUUAAGCCUCGCGUACAGACGAACAAUUUAUCCAAGUUAUUUGUUUGUUUGUUUGUGUGUACGGCAAAAUAAUUGAUAAUUUUUCUUUGCCAAGGAGCCUUGUUCCAAAGCUAGUAAUGCCAGCUUUUGGACUCAAGGAAAAUUUAUGGUUUUGGCAAACAAAAGGCGGUCAUGACAUUAAAUAAAUGUUUAACAACAUUGGCCAUGCAUGCACACGAGCAACAAAAUCUGUCAAGGAAAACUUGUUAACCGUACACACGAAAAAGACGAACUAUCUGGUAGGUCGUAUAAAUACGGCGUUAGACUAGAACAAGCACCAAAAAAUCGGGUAUAUACGUUCGACGUAACAGUCAGCCAUCGACCAUUUUCCAAGCAAGACUCCAAUUAUAUGCAUGGCCGUCAACUGAUUGCUCUGCACGUACGGGCCGCGCGAGGUUAUGGCCGAACCUUUAGCUAUACAUUUAUUUUAAAAAUUUCCUAUCAUUUUUGCAAACUAACCUGUUACUCGUACAAAGGAAGUUAUUAUACUUAUAGUUACAAUAUAUCCUAUAUCAUUUGCGAUUUUGUUGAGAUGAGUACCAAAGUACAGGGUGUCCCAAAAAACCCGAAAACUAUUGAAAUCACCAAUAACAAUUUAAUUGUUAGAAUUUGAAUGCCUUAGCGCUCUGUUGGUUCCCACGAGUGCAUAAAUGAUUGACAUAAGUAAAUUUUAUGCAUAAAGAAACUGUUUAAGAAGCUGUUUUUAAUUCCCAGGAGCAGAAAAUCGCGCACUUUACCAGGAGAUAUUCCUAACUAAAUUCUGAUACAUGCACCUUGUCAAUAUUUUACGCAUCAUUACGUCCAGCUGUUUGGUAGGGCAUUCAUAUUUAACAAUAAGUGAUUUCAAUAGUUUUCGGGGUUUUUUGGGACACCCUGUAUACAGGGUGUAUAAAAAAAAACGCAACCUCGGAAUUUCCCAAGAAAUCGACAUUGUUUUAAAGACAAAAGAUUUUAGGCGCCUGGGAAUUUAAAAUAGCACAACUGUCAAAAUUACUGCACACGCGAGUGCAUAAAGCAAAAUUUAUGCAUUUAUUUAAUACACAACAACAGUAAUAUGAUCUAUUAGCAAUUCGAUUUCAAUUCCCAGGGGCCUAAAAUCUUUUAUGCUUAAGAAUUGCAAAGUGAUUUCUUAGGAAAUUCCGAGGUUGCGUUUUUUUUUAUACACCCUGUAUGCAUGUAGUAUAGAAUUUAUUAUAUUCAAGUUUCUUACGCAAGUGAAAUGAAUGCAAUGUGCUGUACACCUUUUCUCUUUUGUGUCUUAUAAAUAACUUAAGGACACUUGGCGAUUUAGGUCAUAAAUUAUACAAUGGCUAAUCAUGCAUUCAGUUUAUACUGUGCCCGGCAAAACAAAACAAAUAUUUGCUAAUUUAUCAUCCAAUUUUCACUCAAACUGUUUAACCAAAAUUAUAGUCCCACACAUUUUCAUAUUUAAAAUCAACAAACACACACACAGCCACACACAUAUGAUGGGUUUUACUAAUAAUUGGUGUCCGAUCAUGUCGGACCAAGACGUGGAUUGGUAUAUUGUCAGACCAAAUUUUUCAAAAUAAUAUUGAACUCUGCAUCCUUUGUUCCCAGAACCAUUGGAGGAUAUUAUACGAGUCCAUUUUUCGUUUAUUUAUUUAAUUAGGUGUGUUUUUUUUAAACUGGCGCUUGCUGUAAAGUUACAUAGCGAGUAUUUAGGUGCAUGUGAGCUACUGGCUAAUCAGAAGACACGUAGUGACUACAAUGUAUAAUAAUUCGUCUUAUGUUUACACCAAGGCUGAUGAUCCAGUAUCUUGAUGGAUUAUCACAACGUAAUUCCAAAAGCAUUAAUUGGACCCCUGCUGCACAGUUCAAAUCAUUUACUUGUUUUAUGUUCCUCGUUUUCCAGGGCCUACUAAUCGUCACCUUUACCAGUCUGGUGGAGAUAUUUGCCAGUCAAUACAGAACUUUCACUGGUCUUGGUGUGGAAUUUCCUUGGGCUGUUGGAAUUAUGACAUUUUCACUGUUCUCGUAUCUCAUCAAAGAUUGGCGUUAUAUUCAGUUGAUGUCCACGUCAGUUUGUCUCUUUCAAAUUGGACUUGUUUGGUAAGUACUGGUUAUGGUGAUUCUGUCGUAGUUGGUAGUUUCGCUAUUUAAUUAAAGGACAGCAGUAUAAUGCGGGUCAAAUUAAACUAUAUACUGGAUGCGAGGCUAUUACAAAUAAUAAAGACUGGAUGACCAUUACUUCUCCACCCUGAUAACAGUAUGGUAGUUGAUUUUUGCGCAUAUAGGGGUCGAGGUUUUGCGGUUUUAACUUUCAGAGGACAACCAUAAUUAUUGAAUUAGAUGUACAAGGAGCAAAUAUUCAAAAUAUCACUCUGCAUGACUACUGACACACUAGACUCCUUGUCUGGAGUAUCGAAACGUUUGGUCGCGGAUGUGAUUUGUUCGGAGAUAACAUUUAUUUACUUAAAACCUUAAAUUUUAACUCAAAAUAUUAUCAUUUUACUAUAGGUGCUUGCCCGAAUCCAUUCGUUGGCUUCUGAUCAAUAACCGUUUUGACCAGGCAGAGAAUAUCGUUAGAAACAUCAGUACUUUCAACAAGAUUCCCUUUCCAAAAGAUAUAUUUGAUAAAACGGUUAAUGAGAUUGAAAAGACAGAAGCAAACAAGUCUGAUAUCAAGAGUUAUACAAUUGCUGAUAUUUUCAGGUCAAGUGUGUUGAGGAAACGAUCUUUGACUAUGAUGGUGGCAUGGUAAGUACUGCCUGCAUGGUGUUGUAGAAAAUGUAUGCAGGUUAGGUAGAUCUGAGUAAGGUUUAUCUGUUUGAGAAUCGCCCUCAGAAUUCUUUAAUUGUUGCUCUCCAUCUCCUUUGAUCCAAAGCUAAAUUUUCAUUGAUGCAUGGUAUCUCGUUCCAAAUCUUUCUUUACUAUCUCAUACUGCUUCCGUGGUUAACCAGCUUUGCCGUUUCCCAUUCUCCUUCCUUUCCAUCGAUGCAUAUACCUUUAUUCGUUGCAAUUCUAUUAGUACCAAUAGUGUUACCACUGCAUGUUAGACAAUUACGAUGUGGUGCAUGGGACGGCUGUUAGCCUGUUACGUCCUUCCGUCUCAUCUAAAGUGAAGCUAUACAAAGUAUUCAGAAUCGUAAACGUAAAAUGACCCUGAAAUCGUAACCACCUCAAACUCUCAAAUGGAGUCAAUAUAUUUGGAGAGGAGACGCUUUCAUAAAGCGAUUGCUGUGUACAAAAGUCGCCACCAUGAGUACGAGGGAAUAGAGCUUAACCGCACUCGACGUUCGGUUAUACAUAUGCCAUCUUAAAGCCCGGAGAAAGAGCGAUUUUACACUUUCCAAACUGAAAACCGAACAGCUAAAAAGAAAACUUCAGUAUUCUGGAACUCAAAGAUGGAACGCUUUUUCCAAUGACAUUAAAAACUGCAUUUCUUUCCAAAUUUUAUCAUGCAAAUUUGCAAUUCAGUUAAGGAUUUUUACAUUUAUAUAUAUUAAUUUGAUGCAUGCUUAUACUAUUCAAUACUUUGUAAUAUAUACCUUGCAAAUACCUAAGUUUUUAACUUUAGCAUUUUUAAUAUUGUAAAUACUACAGUAUACCUGUAUCUACUAAGCCAGGGCCUCAGAACAGCAUUUAUACGCUGAUGGAAUUACUCUGCAUAAAUGAAGCAUCUAUAUACAGUAUCUAUCUAUUCAUCUCUGUGACUACGAUUCCUACAAUUAUAUGCAUCAGCGUUAGCUUUUCUAGUUGCUUCUAUAGUUUUACCUAAACAAACAUCGCAAGUUUUCUACUGACUGGACAGCUAGGCAAAACAGUUUAGAACUGAUAAAGCUAUCUGGUAUAACUACUAAUAACAACUGCAUGCCCACUUAACAUUAACAUUUCGUAAUCUUUUAGGUUUUCAACAUCUCUGGAUUACUAUGGCCUGUCAUUGAAUAUCUCAAGUUUUGCUGGAAAUAAAUACUUAAAUUUCUUCAUCAGUGGGGCAUUGGAGCCGAUCAUUAUUACUUCAACCAUUGUGAUCUUAAAUAGGUGCGUUAAUUGUGGCGACCUCUCUAAUAUAAAGACACCUCUCUAAUACGGACACCUUAAUAAUAUAGACACCUCUCUAAUACGGACACCUUAAUAAUAUAGACACCUCUCUAAUACAGUAAAACGGAUACCACUCCAAUACAGUGGACAGCUCCCUAUUACGGACACUUCUCUAAUACGGACACCUCUCUAAUACCGGCAACUUUUUAUUUAUAAGAUGAAGAGUUCAAGUUUAAAUAUUUCUUUAUUUAGAUUUGGACGACGUAUACCAGUAUGUGUUAUUUUUCUUGUCGCUGGAUCAGCUCUUAUUAUUGCCGGAGUGUUGCCAAAGUCGAACAGUAAGAUAUUCUGAUGUUUUCUAGACUUAUUCAUGGAUUACGCUCUGUUUCUUCUUUAAGGCAGCUUUUAGCUUUAACCCCAGACUGACCCGGGGUUGGCUGCUCAGAUUCUUCUUGAAUUGCUUGUAUAUACAGUAACUAUACUGUACUGUAGGUUUACUGUUAAGGUUCUGCAGGUUGGAAUGGCUAGUGUUAAUAUUUAAUCUUAAAUCAGCUAGGUUUAAUGGGUACACUGUUGAACUUCUUUAACAAGAAGUCAAGCUCAAGGUCAUACCCUCUAUCUGUUAAAUUAUCUAGUUUACUUGGCUGUUUAAAUUUUAAUCCUUAAGUAGCAAUGCACCCUAUUUUUUAUUUUACGAUUUUAUUUGUCAAGGAGAGACAGAAUGCUGCCACUCAGUGGGUUACAGUAAUCUGCCCAUGCAUCCUGUUAACCCUUUAAGCGGUAAUGCGCCCUGAUGCGCCAUACUAUAUUUUUUGAAUCUGUCUAACUCCAGACGUAAUUUUACUUGUCAAGGGGAAAGUGCUGCCACUCAAUAGGUUAAUAAAACUAACACAUGUUCCCAUUGUUCUUACGUCACUGCAAUGUCAUUGCUAUAUAUAAUCUUUUCAUAUAUAGAAAGUGUCCAGACCCUUGUGACAGUCUUAGCGAUAGCAGGAAGAAUGUUUGUGUCUGGAAAUUUUGGAAAUAUUUAUAUCUAUACUUGUGAACUCUAUCCUACCGUGAUACGGUAUGUAUAUUCAAUAUUAAAUAAUCAUCUCUCAUUAUCACUUUCAGUUUUAGAUAGCAAAUUGGAUAAAUAUUUUAUACAAUUCAUAAUGUAGGAACGUAGGUCUUGGUUCAGGGAUAUUCUGGGCAAGAAUUAGCGGCAUUGCAGCACCACAAAUUUUGUUACUGGUAUGUACUAGCUAAAUUAAGUGUCACAUACACCUUUAAAUGAGUGUCAUGCAUGUAAAUUAACCCAUUGAGUGCCAAAUACAACUUUAACUUUUUUCUGUAGGGCGAAUACACAGCUGAGGCCGUACCUGUUAUUAUAUUUGGUGGCUUGCUUCUGUUGUCCGGUGCACUUGCUCUAUUGCUACCAGAAACGUUAAAUGUGAAACUGCCUGAGACACUGCAGGAUGUAAGAAAAUUUGAAAUGCCACAAGAAGGACAGGGAAAGUCAGGCCUAAAUGUGGCUGAGGAUGACAAAAAUGUCGAAUUGGUCUCAUGAAAAUUAAGAUAGUGAUCGAUAGCUACUUGGACAGUUGUUACCACACACCUAUAUACAGCAGGGCCUUUUUUAAGGAUUUUCCCGUGGGGAAGGGGGGGCAUUUUUUGAAAAGGGACCUUUCUGUGAGAUACUAUAUUAGAGGGGGAUAGCAAUGGCUGAAGGCCACGUGUGUGGCCAAUAUACCACACAUAAAUGGGGGGUCUCGGGGAGUACUCCCCCAGAAAAGUUUUGAAAUUUGAAUCCCGGAAAUGUCAUUUCCUGCAUUCUGAGCAUCCAAAUUUGCUCCAAAGUUUAUGCUAACUAUACUUGUAUUUGAAAUAAAUAAAGGAAAAA